UCGUUUUAAAGCUAACUGAAACAAAGAAAUUUCCAACUCAUUUCAGGAUUGAAGAAAAUUUCCCCUCCAAUCACGUCAUGUUCAACUCCAUCUUCCUAACACCACCAAACAACCCACAAAACUCGACCCCUAUUUGCGCUCCCACCAUGGAAAUUACCUCACACACUCAUCACCUUCACUUGGACGACCAUUUUCUAGUUGAUCCUGAACAAUCCAAUUGCAAGGAAACUUCUACUUUCAUUUCAUCACAUGGGAAGACUUCCGCCGAUGGCAGCUGCUGGGAAGUUCCAGGAUGCAACUCAUUUGCUUAUCAGUACAUCCAACCAAAUUAUGAUGAUAAGGGUUCUGCAAACACAGAGGAUAUCAACGGGGAUGGUUUAAGGUUUAAAAUUGCCUUCCGAACCAAAUCUGAUAUUGAGAUAAUGGAUGAUGGGUACAGAUGGAGAAAAUAUGGGAAGAAGAAGGUUAAGAAUAACCCUAAUCCAAGGAACUAUUAUCAGUGCUCAAGCGAAGGAUGCAAGGUGAAAAAAAGGGUGGAAAGGGAAAGAGAAGAUCCAAGGUUUGUAAUAACUACUUACGUGGGGAAGCAUAACCAUGAAACCCUUUCACCUUCUCCUUUAUCUUCUGCUUUCGAUAUCUCCCCUUCUUCUCACUCAACCACUUCACUUCCACACACGCUUCAAAUUCUUCAUCAACCUUAGCUACCUACAUUUCAUUCCAUCUAUAUAAUUUUCACUUGAUUCGUACUUUUGUUACUAUAUACUAGUCCACUUUACUCUCGUCUCUCUUUACUUCAUAUUCCCUACUUAACUAAGUUCGGUAAGGAAAUCUAAUUACGAACAUUGUGUGUAUUGGUGCAAACAACUUUUAUAAUUAAUUAAUAGAUCCUCUUUCGUGUGUA
Molecule: messenger RNA, 901 nt
Organism: Gossypium raimondii (Peruvian cotton)
Lineage: Eukaryota; Viridiplantae; Streptophyta; Magnoliopsida; Malvales; Malvaceae
Product: probable WRKY transcription factor 50
Exons: 3
Coding region: 78-701 (207 amino acids)
Biological process (GO): regulation of DNA-templated transcription
Molecular function (GO): DNA-binding transcription factor activity; sequence-specific DNA binding
Source: RefSeq, a predicted model, not a curated record